Cololabis saira (Pacific saury) is the source of this 1269-nucleotide messenger RNA. Its product is annotated as immunoglobulin lambda-1 light chain-like. The transcript is spliced from 5 exons. Bases 127 to 1080 code for a protein of 317 amino acids. The record is from RefSeq and is a predicted model, not a curated record. Lineage: Eukaryota; Metazoa; Chordata; Actinopteri; Beloniformes; Belonidae.
UGGGAGCUCAGAGGAGCCGUUAGAAAGCACGGCCCUCGUCUGAUCUCACAUCUCCUCCCUGCUGGGCCUCAGCUACAUCACAGACACUUCUCCCCACGUUCACCAGAGGAAACAUCGCUGCACACAAUGCUUCUCCUCCCAGCUGCUGCUCUGUGCUGUCUGUGUUCAGCGCUGGUCGCCAUGGCAGUGGAGCUGGUUCAGGAGGAUUUAACACUGACCAGGAAAGCUGGUCAAAGUGUCUCCUUCGGCUGUGGAACAGACCAGUGUUCUGCCGCUAAUGUAUUCUGGUACCAGAAGAAAGAAUCAGAAACAUUCAGAGUGAUUCUUAAUUUUGAUAGAAAUACUGGCAAAACCAAUUCAGAUUUGGGUCACCCUCAGAAAGCAGAUUUCUCAGCAGUGAAAACACAGAGGGGCUGGGAGUUGAAGAUAGAAAGAGUUAAAGAGGAUCAUUCAGCCACCUACUACUGCUCCUGUUUGUUUUUGUACCAGUCUUCCUCACUGUGGUACUACAUCUUUGGAUCUGGAAGUAAACUGUACGUAACAGAUAAGCAGGUAGUGAAUCCUGUGGUGAGCGUGUACCCAGCAGCAUCCACAGCCCACCAGGAGGGGAGCAGCCCCCUGCUGUGUGUGGCCUCAGACAUGUUUCCUCCUCUGGUCCGGUUCUCCUGGAAAAGACAGAAGAAGAACAGCCCGCUGGAGGACGUUCCCCCUGCUGAGGGAGAGCAGGUGGAGCUCAGAGAGUCGGGACGCAGCGCCUCCAUCACAGUGGUCCAUCGCCUCCAUCUGGACACGUACACAUACAGCUGCUCCGUCAAGCACGAGGGAGGCACGGUGGAGGCCCAGACACAAGCAGAGCUUCCAGCUCCAGCAGCCUCCUGUCCUCCAGAGAGAGAGCCAGCAGAGCUGCCAGCUCCAGCAGAUUCUCCUCCAGCAGAUUCUCCUCCAGCAGACUUCUUCCAGUCUCAGUGCAGGGUGAAGCUGCUCUGUCUGCUCUACACAGUGCUGAUAGUCAAGAGUCUGGUGUACUGCUGUGGACUGUCUCUGCUGAUGAUCCUCAGAAAGCAACUGAACAUAUGCUGACCGACUGUUUUCUUUACAAAUGUUCAUGUUGACGUGUCCUGCAAACGUCAUCAGCUCUGUUAUUAGCUGCGUUGGACAAUUUCAGCUUUCUUCUUCUUUUUCUCUGAAAUAUCAUCGUUGUAUACAGUGUGGAAGCUUCUUGACCUUUAUUCAGCACUAGAUUGUCAAUAAAGCUAGUUUUAACCUUGA